Messenger RNA from Equus quagga, 2188 nucleotides. It is a transcript of the gene MORN3, whose product is annotated as MORN repeat containing 3. NCBI's taxonomy places the organism in Eukaryota, Metazoa, Chordata, Mammalia, Perissodactyla, Equidae. The transcript is spliced from 7 exons. The record is from RefSeq and is a predicted model, not a curated record. The coding region runs from base 156 to 884 and encodes 242 amino acids.
GCGACCCCGGCCAGGCCCAGGACGCCGGAGCGCGCGCUGCUCCGGCAAGUGAGGCUGGAGGCUGCGACCCCACAGCUCCCGCCCCCGGGACUCCGGAUCCCGGCUCCGCCCCGCGGGAUUGCGCAGCACCCUUUGGCCCCACAGAAGCAACCAACAUGCCUAUCUCCAAGUGCCUGCUGAAGUCCGAGCCCCUGUGGAAGGAGUGGGACCAGAAAGCCCAGAAGAACGGACUGAGGCACCAGGUAUAUGCUGUCAAUGGCGACUGCUAUGUGGGCGAGUGGAAGGACAACAUGAAACACGGGAAAGGCACACAGAUCUGGAAGAAGAAAGGAGGCAUCUAUGAGGGGGACUGGAAGUUUGGGAAGCGAGAUGGCUAUGGCACCUUCAGCCUUCCUGACCAAGAGACCGGAAAGCACAGGAGAGUCUACUUGGGCUGGUGGAAAGGCGAUAAGAAAUCAGGCUAUGGGAUCCAGUUUUUCGGACCCAAGGAGUAUUACGAGGGUGAGUGGUGCGGCAACCAGCGCAGCGGGUGGGGCCGCAUGUACUACAGCAACGGCGACAUCUACGAGGGCCAGUGGUGCAAAGACAAGCCCGACGGAGAGGGCAUGCUGCGCCUGAAGAACGGGAACCGCUAUGAGGGCUCCUGGCAGAGAGGCAUGAAGAACGGGUUUGGACGUUUCUUCCACCUGAACCACGGGCAGCUCUUUGAGGGCUUCUGGGUGGACGACGUGGCCAAGUGUGGCACGAUGAUUGACUUUGGCCGUGAUGAGGCCCCUGAGCCCACUCAGUUCCCCAUUCCUAAGGUUAAACUUCUAGACCCCGACGGUGUGCUGCAGGAAGCCUUGGCCAGGUUAAAGAAGACAGAGGAGGAAGAAGGAGACUGAUGCCAGAAGACCAGUUCAUUCCGGUCCCGCCCAAAUUGCACCCUCGGCUUGCUGGGAUGAACGCUGGAUUGGACCCACGUGGCCUGUUCACCCCUGAAUGCCCUUGAGUGAGGUGGUCUGUCCCGGCCUUCCCUUGCACAUCUGUCCAGGGGGCCUCGUCCAGUCCUAAACUCUCCUGGGGUGGGUAUAAUGAGGUUCGGGGAGAGGGCAUUGGCACAGCGUCUUUGAAACGCCAGCUCCCACCACCUGCUUCCUGCUGCAGUGAGAACACCCAAGCUUUGGAAGAAAUCCAAGCCCACGUCACCUACUGCUCAGACCGGUGCGGCUCCUGUGGAGGAGUGAGGGGGAAUCCAGGCACACCCCUGGCACCCUCCAAGGGCACCUCACUCCUCGCAGCACUGGAUCAUUCUUUGCCCAUAGGGCCAGUGCUUCUCUCCCCGGCUGGCCUUGGGGACCCUCUUGUUACAGCCCUUCCUUCUAGGACCCCAUCUCUGAGUGCGUGAGAAUAAAGGAGAACCUGGGGGCAUUAACCUGGGGCCUGUGCUGUGUGAUGGGCAGGGCCGGGGUGCGGUGGGGGCAUCCGGAGGGGUUUCAGGUAGAGAAGAGGGAACACAUCCCAUGGGCUGCAUGGACUCCCCUUGGGAGAAAGGGGCGGCGUCUCCAGGUCUCUGACCUCCCAGAUACACCAGAGGAGAAAGAGCCUGCUUCUGGGCGCACUGGUCUCAAAGAUUUGGGGUUAAAACCUGACCUGGCUUCUUAACCUAACACAGAGACUCUCAAGCUUGGAAUCCUGCAGGAGCUUUAAAAGCUGUGGACGCCCAGGCCACACACUCAGAGAUUCUCAUCUAUCUGGGGGGAGGCCUGGGCCUUCGGGGUUUCCCAGGUGAUUCUAAUGUGCAGCCAGAAGCCUACUUACUGGCUGUGCCACCCUAAGCAAGUGACCUCAGUUGCCCCAUCUGUAAAAUGGGACUUAGAUUUCUCAAGGGGUUUUGAGGAUUUGCUAACAGAUCUAACAAUAAUGAGUACCAUGUAUUCAGGUUAAUUGUGAAGCAGGUGUCUAGGAAGGGCUUUUUGCAUAAUUCUAACCUAGACAACAUUCCUGUGCGAUAAGAGGGACUCUUACACAGUGGGUAGGAACGGGAGCUGUGCAGUCCCACUGCCCGGGUGUGAAUCCCGGCAGAGAUUUCUUAACUGUGUGUUCUUGGAUAUAUCAACCAAACUCUAACACGGGACAAUAAUGGUGCUUCCCACCCAUGGCUAUCAUGGUUACUGUGAGGAUGAAAUAAGCGUGGUUCUAAUUCAAG